AUGGCAACCAAUGAGUGGUUAGAAUCUAAUGACUUUGCUUCGAGAAAUGGCCAUUCAAAGUCUGCAGAGCCGACUUCAUCCUUGUUGGCAGCAAGACUGGGGCCGCGCCUUGUAACUCAAGGAAACGAUUCGAAUGGCCACUUGACAAGAGAGACCUUCUCACAGCUUCGCCAGGAGCUUGUUGAGGGGAAAUGUAGUCAACUACGUCUGGAUGACAGUGUUGCAGAUGCUAGCAAGUUAAUUUGCAUUGUUCUGAAAGCAGGACUCGAACCUUGUGUCAAAAAUGAUUGGCUUUGCAAGGCAGCAGAUGCUGAAGGGCAGAUUGUGGACUGUUUAGACAUCAUCCAAACAGUUAUUGCCAGAUCACCUCAAGUCCUCGGCGCAAAUUGCGAUCCGAGUGUCCUGGGGGGGGCUGCGUCCACUCCAUUGUAUGCGUGGAUGUCUUUGCAAUUACUUCAGUUGCUCAGUGGCUGGGGACUGGAUGACAUAGGAAACAGAGUAACUUCCAUUUUUUCCACUGUUGCAUGUUCGCAAUAUAAGCAUAUAAGGCUAUCACCCUCUUGUUAUUCUGCUCUUGCUUUUUCUCGGCGUUGCGUGAAUGAGAUCCUUGUUCACCUCGAAAGUCAUGAUAUCUUAGAGCUGCUCACACCCGGGAGCAGUUUGCCAAUAUCGGUUACCAAGGAUGCAAUGCUCGCUGGCCUUGGUGGACUCGGCCUUUCUCCAAUGAUUCUCAACAAGAAAAUCGUAUUCAGAUCACUACCUCAAACAUUUGUCGUGGUCCUUCGCUUAGUGGAUGCAUUUGUCCCUAGCAAGUCAAUAUCUGAUCAAAUAACCGCUAAGGAUAUUUUGUUUCAACAGGACUUGACUUGGAUCGUGAACAUAUAUCAGCGCUUAUGGAAGAUUGUAGUCCAAUGGGCGCAGAUUCCGGCGUUAGAUGAUGUCGAAGCGAAAUCGCGGGUUUUUGAGCACUUUACGGCCAGUUUACGAAUUCUUCGCAGAUCCAAUUUCUAUUUAUCCGGUCUUCAGUUGUCGCAUCCUGAGGUGACGCGUAUCUUGGUUCAGAUUUGCGGCGAUCUGGUCACCUUAGAUCAGCUGGAUCGAAUGCCGGGUGUUCAAGAAGAAUUAAAGCAACUUCUGGAUGAUUUAUCACACGCUUCCCGUCACAUGUCUAUGCUCCUGAGUCACAUGAGAAAUACCACAUCUGCCAGUGUAAUUGGAAUCACGAAGAGCGAAGGGUUUCAGUCGCUUGAUUCAGGUCUCCAGCGGGGCACAGCUUUGGUUACUUUGGAUUUCGAGGGCGUAGCAGCUCCUGCUAUCUUAGAUAGAGUCCAUCCUCCCGAUGGAUUGACUCAGCAACUUGAACCCGUGCUAUCCCCUGGGAAAAUUCGAAUCUCCCAAUCUGAAGAAAGGUCCAGAGGUCAUCAUAUUGCCGGUGAACUCAUCAGUAAGUCACUUGAGUUGCUGAGCUGCGAAAACUCUCAGAGCAUGGAUCUCUUGCGUCGUGGUAUCUCGGAAAAUUUCUCAACGCUUCCCGACCAGCUUAAAUCAGAAAUUCUCGAUAUCCUUGGCAGGAUCUCAUGUGCUAUGGCGGGGUACUUGUCGAGGUCUAAUGAAUUUGCAUCAGAAGAUUUAUUUUUCUGUUCGGUGUGCGAGGAUGAGACAAAAACGCAAGAGUCCCCGUCUGGCUGGGAACACUCCAAUUUCGACGACUUGUGCAAGGUUUUUACCUAUAUUUUACCCAGAUUGACACGCACUCCUAGUCUCCGAAUGACAGCAAUGAUUGCACUGCGAAGACUGCUAAUUCAUGCUCCUCAAAAUUCAUCUUAUCUACACUUGAAGACGUCUGUUUUCAGGGAGUUCUGUCUUCAUUCCAUCCGAAGUUCCGUCAGAGAGCUGCGAGUAAUCACAGGGCGUUUACUGGUAUGCUUUGUUCGCAAAAGCAUCGAGCCAGAAGUACGUCGAAGCAAUUUUGUCAUUCUAUUAGAGUGGUUAAGAAACAUCUCCGAAAAGCAAGAGCCACCAUUGCAUGAGACUUGUAUUCUGAGCUUGUGUCAUAUCGCGAAGGCUUCUGGUGACGAAGAGAUGAACAUCAUUCUGCUUCGUCUAUUGGAAUACCUGGGUCACCCUAAUCCAUUUGUUUGCGCUAUAGCUUAUACUGAGAUUUCCAAGCUCGCCCAGUGCCUUUCCAUGACCCCUGCUGGUUUAUUCCGACCUUUCUGGAGAACUCUUUCAAUAACAGUCAUGAAGAAUUUCCAGUCUCGCCCGUACAUGGCCGAGCAGCUUUGUGAUUUGCUAGGGAUGAAAGUAGACGAUUUCCUCCGAUUGACCGAGAUUCACAUUUUACCCUAUCUUGUUCUUACUCGAAAACGAGAUAUCAUCAAUAGAGUCGGUGCAGCUUACAAUGAUGUCAAGACGCCUUUCGACGUUUGCUCUGAGAAGAAUAAUCUCGCAGCAAUCCUUUCCUUUCUAAUGAGCCAGCCUUGGUCAAACCCAGAAGGAAUGAUAAUGUCGGUCUUGUCUGAGGUAGAUCCUGCCUUCGAAGGCCGUACUCUGGCGGAUUUGGUCAGAAUAGAGCCAAUUCUAAUUGCCUGUGAGCUUUUGAAGAACCUUGGUGAUUUAGGAGAUGAAAAGGGCGCAAGAUUUCAUCGGGCCCUUCACUUGUUAGCAGCUCUGGUCCCUCGCAAAUCUGCGAAUACGUCCAAGAAAGCCAAUCUAUUGUGUCAUUUUAUCGAGGAACAUGUUCUUGGUAUUAUCACUCAAUUUGCACAUGCGAUCAAUGACUUCCAAAUCAGACAGUCCCUGGUAGAGAAAAAACGGAACAUUCUUGCUAUCGCUGAGAUGAUUGGAGCUGCUCGAGGUCAUAUUAGCAGCGCAUUACCACAGAUAUGUGCAUGUCUGCGCGCAGCACUUGGGAUUCAUGAGCUUUGUGAUCAUGCCUUUUCAGCAUGGUGUGUCCUAGUCAGCUCUUUACAUGAAGACGAAGUUGAACCCCUUAUAGUUCAAUCAUUUUCAACUGUUAUCAAAUAUUGGAAUACCUUCAAUGCACAGAGCAAGCGAAAGGCCCAUGAGCUGAUUGCUUAUAUUCUCAAAUCCUACAGCGAGUUGAUGCACGAUAAUUUCAGUACUAUACCUUCAUUGUCUUCAAUCCGAGAACUGUCCAAUAUCGAGGCUGAGAUUAGCAAGCUGAAAAGGAAGAUGGACGUCCGAAGCCAGCUCUCUGCUUUUGCGCGUCGCUGCCAGAGUGAAAAUCCUGCUGUUGUCGAGCAAUCGUUGACAGAGCUGUUGCCUUAUCUGUCAAAGCAUGACGAAUUUUUGCAUGAGUCCGUCUUGAGCGAACAGCCAGACCCAGUUGUGCCACAAUUAACGAGAUCGUUGCUCGACUGUUGUGUGAAAUUCAACGCAGGUUGUGAUACCAUAACGCUUCUAUCUGCUCAGUGUUUGGGCCUAGUUGGUUGUUUGGAUCCCAAUCGAGUUGACACAGUCAAAGAUAAGAAGGACAUCCUCGUGUUAUCGAAUUUCGACAGGAUGGAAGAGACUUUUGACUUCGUGCUUUUCUUUCUUCAGAACGUUCUGGUUGAGGCAUUCCUAUCAGCCUCUAAUACCAGAGCUCAAGGCUUCCUAGCAUACGCUAUGCAAAAUCUUCUUCGCAUAUGCAACCUAGAUUCCGCCAUCACUCACCGUUCUCGAGACGUUCAUGCGGAUGAAAAAUACCGUCGAUGGCUAGAAUUGCCCGAGACUGUUCGCAACACUCUGACCCCGUUCCUCACAUCUAAAUACACGCUCACCGUUGGUGCUCUUAACUCGAACUGCGACUUUCCAAUAUUCCGCACUAAUAUAACACAUGGCGACUGGUUACGUACUUUGGUACAGCAUCUGCUGCAGAAGGGUAGUGGCGACAAUACACAGUUGAUCUUCAGCGUCUGUAGUCGUGUCGUGAAAGGCCAAGAUAUCUCAAUUGCGAGAUUUCUUCUACCUUUCGCCGUCCUAAACCGUAUAGUCGGUGGUAAUGAGGCAGAAACGACGAAUAUGCAUUGUGAGUUGAAGGCUGUACUGUCACAUCCUCUUCCUGAGGCAAGCAACCGAAUCCAUGAAGCUAUCAUACUAUGCAGUCAAAGCGUCUUUGAGGUUUUGGAUUAUCUCUCACGGUGGCUGCAAGGGAAAAAGAAGCUACUCAACAAUACAAAAGGCCAUGCCUCUCACACGAGUCGUUCUCACAAGGACGUUCCUCAAGAUUCAAUGCCUGGCACAUAUUCUUCUCAAGUUAAGGCGGUUGAAUCUUUCCUGAAUUCAAUACCACCAGAAAUAAUUUCCAAAAGAGCUGUUGAGUGCAAGUCAUUCUCACGAGCACUUUUCCAUUGGGAACAAUAUAUUCGGCGGUGCCACAAUCAAUCAGAGAAGCGCGAACACAAAAGCACCGAGCCCUUGUACCAGCACCUUCAGGAUAUUUACAGUCAAAUUGACGAACCAGAUGGCAUCGAGGGCAUCUCAACAGGCCUGCACAUGCUAAAUAUCGAUCAACAAAUACUUGAACACCGUAAAGCAGGUAGAUGGGCUACCGCACAAAGUUGGUAUGAACUUCAGGUUGAACAAGAACCUGACAAUAUCGACGCGCAGUGGAAUCUCCUCACAUGUCUCCGAGAAUCGGGUCAACAAGACGCUAUACUUGCUAGGUACGAUUCAUUUCAGGCAGGCAGCUCAGUAUCGAGGUUUCUCCCCUUCGCUGUGGAGGCCUCCUGGAUCACGGGAAAGUGGGAGAAGUUGCACCGGUAUCUGCAAUCUUGCUCACAACAGAUCACUGGAGACUUCAAUAUCGGAAUUGGGUCGGCUCUCUAUGCUCUGAGGCUUGGUGAUCGUGCUAAAUUUCAAAACAUCAUCAGUGAACUGCGACUUGGUGUCGCACAAUCGUUGACCCUGAACUCGGUAACUUCAUUACAAUCAUGCCAUGACAGCAUUCUCAAACUGCAUGCCUUGACCGAAAUUGAAAUCAUUUCCAACGCCGGGGGCGUCGAAAAUAGUCCAAAACCAAGUAUCCACAGUUUACUCCAUCGGCGGCUCGAUAUUCUUGGCGGCUAUAUAGCCGACAAACAAUAUCUUCUUGGCUUGAGAAGGGCUACGAUGGAAUUGAGUCACGGUUUUAAGGAUGCCGACAUAGCUGCUUCAUGGCUCACAAGUGCACGUCUCUCGCGCAAAGGAAACUUCAUCAAUCAAGCAUAUCAUUCAAUGCUACAUGCUGCCCGCUUAAAGGACAGAUCAGCCACAAUCGAACAUGCCCGACUUCUUUGGAAAGAUGGCCAUCAUCGAAAAGCCAUACAAACGCUCGAGGGUGCGAUAGCUGCGAACGAGUUCUCCUCAGAGAGCUCCUCAUCAGACGGUCCGAAAAGCGAAAAGCAACAAAAUCUACUCGCUGCUAGGGCCCAUCUACUAUUGGCGAAAUGGACAGACCGAGCGGGGCAGACUCAAUCAGAUGUUAUAGUACAGAGAUACCGCGAGGCCAUUAAACUUCACACACGGUGGGAAAAGGCGCACUAUUACCUGGGCAAGCAUUACAACAAGAUCUUGGAAUCAGAAAAGGCGAGACCUCUAGGGAAGGAGGCGCAGAUUUACCUGAGUGGCGAGGCAUCUAAGCUGGUCAUCGAUAAUUACCUUCGCUCAUUAGCACACGGGAACAAAUACGUCUUCCAAUCACUCCCGAGGAUUCUCACCCUUUGGUUAGAACAUGCUGCUACCGUCGAUCAACCCUUCGAUCCAAAGAGAGGGGAUAACGAGGACUUUCAGGCACAUACACUGAAUCAACGGCGUAAGACCCUAGAUGAUAUGCAUUCUCAGCUCAAGAAGUAUCUGAAUCGGAUGCCAGCGGCACUGCUAUUCACCAUCCUUUCUCAGGUUGUUGCACGGAUAUGUCAUCCUCAUGCCACAGUUUAUGAGCUCUUGACGAGAAUUGUGGCGAAAGCUGUCAAUGCAUUUCCACAGCAAGGACUAUGGACAGUCCUUGCAGUUGUCAAGUCGUCUUCGAAAGAUCGAGCUUCUCGCGGCAUUAACUGCCUUCAUAAAAUAACUGAGGCAAAUAAAAAGUCAAAGGCCGAAUCGCCCUCAGAUAUACGGGGGAUGAUUAACCAAGGGCAGAAGUUCUCGGAGGAGAUGCUCAAACUAUGUACAGCUCGGGUUGAAGAGAAGGCAGCGAAGAUCAAUCUAGCUCGCAAUCUUGGGUUCAACCACAAAGUUGCACCAUGUCGACUUGUCGUGCCGUUCCAGGCAAUGCUAACACCAAGCUUACCAGCAAGUCAUGAAAGCGAAUACCUCAAGGGAUUUAGAGCGUUUCCCAGAGAUCCAACUAGCAUAGACGCUGUGCUCGAUAAUGCACAUGUCUUGAACUCCCUCCAGAAACCCCGAAAAGUGGGCAUCAGAGGCUCGGACGGAAAAGCUUACAACCUCCUCUGUAAACCGAAGGAUGAUUUGCGCAAGGAUCAGCGUCUGAUGGAGUUCAAUAACCUGAUAAACCGAUUCUUCAAGAGGGAUGUGGAAGCAAGCAAGAGACGAAUGUAUAUCAAAACAUAUGCCGUUACUCCUUUGAACGAAGAAUGUGGCCUUAUUGAAUGGGUCGAUAAUCUAAGAACAUUGCGAGAAAUUGUUAUCAAACUACUCAAGGAAAGAGGUAUCAUGCCAAAUUAUAAUGAGAUCAGACACUACCUCAAUGAAGCCUGCUCAGACAUUUCCAAGUUGUCCUUAUUCACGACGAAAGUGCUGUUGAAGUUUCCUCCAGUUUUGCAUGAGUGGUUUGUGGAAAUGUUUCCAGAAACUGGGACAUGGUUCACGGCACGACUUCGUUACACCAGGUCGUGUGCAGUGAUGUCGAUGGUUGGAUACGUUCUAGGUUUGGGUGACCGGCACGGCGAAAAUAUUUUGUUCGAAGAGGGUACAGGUGGCAUUAUACAUGUCGAUUUCAAUUGCUUGUUCGACAAAGGACUGACCUUCGACAAACCCGAACUGGUUCCAUUCCGUCUCACCCACAACAUGAUUGAUGCUUUCGGGGCGUAUGGAUACAAUGGUCCAUAUAGAAGAACAUCUGAAAUCAGCCUUUGCCUUUUGCGUCAAAACGAGGAUGCUCUCAUGACCGUGCUCGAGACUUUCUUACAUGAUCCUACAACCGAUUUUAUAGGAAGGAAGGUAGGCAGCCUAACCUCCUGGCAAGAAUUUCCCAAUGCUGAUAUGCGAUGGAAGCGGCGCGCCCAUGCUAAUGUUCCAGAAACUCCCGCUGGUGUACUGGAUAAUAUUCGGAAUAAGCUUCGGGGUCUAUUGCCUGGAGAAUCGGUCCCCCUUUCGGUGGAUGGCCAUGUUGAUGAGCUUAUCACACAAGCUAGUGACAAGAGAAAUCUGGCUGCAAUGUAUAUCGGUUGGUGUGCAUUCUUUUAA
Aspergillus clavatus NRRL 1 is the source of this 7410-nucleotide messenger RNA. RefSeq names its product protein kinase MEC1 (gene atrA). Gene Ontology annotation, cellular component: nucleus. Lineage: Eukaryota; Fungi; Ascomycota; Eurotiomycetes; Eurotiales; Aspergillaceae. The coding region runs from base 1 to 7410 and encodes 2469 amino acids. Gene Ontology annotation, biological process: protein phosphorylation; DNA damage checkpoint signaling; telomere maintenance. The transcript has 25 exons. Gene Ontology annotation, molecular function: protein serine/threonine kinase activity; protein binding. The record is from RefSeq and is a predicted model, not a curated record.